UUAGAAACAUCGAAGCGUUCUAUAACCCUGAAUCCUUAAACGCCUUGUCGUUUCUCUUCACAUGACUGCUAAAACCUCGCCUGUGGUUCCCGUGAAAAAAAGAGACGUCGAAUCGUAUCGUACCGCCGUCGCCGCUUCACCGAGAAUCUGGUUGAAUCUUCAAAUGGCUCAUGUGGCGCAAAGCCGAAACGUGAUCCGGCAUGUAGUAUCCAGAGGAACAGCUUUCCACAAAUACGAAAAUGCGAUCCAUCAUCCUCUCCUUUUCGCCUGUCAAGGAGUUCGUUACAGAAAACUCGAAGUCAUUCUCACCACGGGCAUAGAGAAGCUUGGGAAAGGUGGUGAGACGGUGAAGGUAGCUCCUGGUUACUUCAGGAAUCACCUUAUGCCCAAACUCCUUGCUGUCCCCAACAUUGACAAGUAUGCUCAUCUCAUCCGUGAGCAACGCAAGAUGCGUAACUAUGAAGAAAAGGAAGAGGUUAAGGUGGUUCAUAAGUCUUCAGAAGUGCAGACUAAAGAGUUUGAAAAGGCAGCUAAGCGCCUCGCCAAUGCCAACUUGGUGUUGAGGAAGUUAAUUGACAAGGAGAAGUUCAAAAACCGCUCCUCAAAGGAGGACAAACCAGAUGUGCAAACACCUGUGACAAAAGAAGAGAUAGUCUCUGAGGUGGCGAGGCAGCUGUGUGUGAAGAUUGAUCCGGACAAUGUGGUUCUUACGGAGCCAUUGGCAACUUUUGGGGAGUAUGAGGUUCCUCUGAAGUUCCCCAAGACUAUUCCUUUGCCACCAGGAACUGUUCAGUGGAUUCUCAAAGUCAAAGUCCGUGGCCAUUAAGAUCUUCUACCAUAGAAACUCUUCUAUGAUAGUUUUUCUACUCUAGUCUGUUUCAUGUAGCCAUGGAAUUGCAGAAAAGCAUUGUAGUUUGACGAUAUGAGAUCAGUUUCGUUUUUACAUGUAGUUGUGUAAAUCGGGUAUAACCCGGUUUAAGUUUAAACCAUGAUUCGAAUUUUGUAUGACUGCAAGAAGGAAAUUAAUAAGCUUUGAUUUUUGUGAAA
Brassica napus (rape) is the source of this 1047-nucleotide messenger RNA. RefSeq names its product 50S ribosomal protein L9-like. Lineage: Eukaryota; Viridiplantae; Streptophyta; Magnoliopsida; Brassicales; Brassicaceae. Gene Ontology annotation, molecular function: structural constituent of ribosome. The transcript is spliced from 6 exons. Gene Ontology annotation, biological process: translation. Gene Ontology annotation, cellular component: mitochondrion; ribosome. The coding region runs from base 62 to 826 and encodes 254 amino acids. The record is from RefSeq and is a predicted model, not a curated record.